AUGGCCAAAUUAAUUUAUGCAAAAUAUAUUUCGAGAUCGCCUUUUUCCAUGGACCUGCAGUACUCGUCAGACUCGGAGAGCGAUCCUCAGGAACCCCUCAAACCUCCGCCAGAGAGCUUUCUUCUCAAGUACGCGGAAACGCCCGUCUUCAGACGCAAGGGGACGCCCACCAGGAGAACGUCGCACAUCUCUCUGCAUAUACCCUUGUCCGGUGAGCAGCACGCGCUUCUGCAUUCGCUGGUCCAAAAGUUCUGGAACGAACUGUGCCGGCAGUGCGUGCUCGACGAGUCGGCCACUUUACAGGAAACCCUGUUUGACGAGCUCACAGAAGCUGCCAGAAGUCUCCAUAUUUCGCUGUCGUACAAUCUGACGUUUGAAAACGACGAGAAACUAAGAGAGUUCAUCUCCCUGCUAGAGGAAAAGCUGCCGUUGAAGACUCCGCUCAAGGUUGGGUUUUCGGGCGAAAUCAGACUACUCCCCAGCCUAGACCGCUCCAAGCAGUUUGUGGCGCUGAUGGUGGACCAGGAAACACGCAAUAGCCUGAGAAGCACGGUGGAGCUCAUAAACGACCACGUUCCCGGCAACAGAGACGGCGACAAUAACAUUCCGUACAGCCCGGACCUUCUGCACUGCACGAUCGGCGAGGUCCACCAGAAAGACCUGCAAUUCAGCGCACACCUCCAGCCCGUCACGCUCGCUGCGGCCAGCAUCGUGGCCUCGCAGGGCCGGAGCAAAACACCCUUGCACCAGAAACAGGCAAGGCGAGAAAAAACCAACGCACAAGUUGGAUAA
This is a messenger RNA of Ogataea haglerorum, 792 nucleotides long. RefSeq lists its product as uncharacterized. Gene Ontology annotation, biological process: U6 snRNA 3'-end processing. The transcript has a single exon. Lineage: Eukaryota; Fungi; Ascomycota; Pichiomycetes; Pichiales; Pichiaceae. The record is from RefSeq and is a predicted model, not a curated record. Gene Ontology annotation, molecular function: nuclease activity. The coding region runs from base 1 to 792 and encodes 263 amino acids.